UCGGCGGAUGGAGUAAGCGGACAUUGUCCGAAGAGACACGCUUGAGUGGUGCGCGCGCUCUGUUGCACCGAUCUUUCACCUUCGCAAUAAUAACGCCUAUAAAACCUUGUCAUUGUAAUAAUAUGACGCUACUUUUAUCUCAACUUAAUACAGAAAUACAACUCCACAUAGAGAUAAAUAAAUUUAGUGGGACUCUUUUUGGGUUUAAACCCAUUAAAAAUGUUCAAAUUAAAAUGUCUGUUUAUAGUGAUUAUCGCUUGCGGGGAAGUGCUUUCAUAUGAUGAGCAGCGAAGCGGAUUUGUACCAGGACUGGACUUUGAAAAUAUUUUCAAUGACGAAAAUUCUGGAAUCAUAUCUCUUGCAUCAAAUCCUAUCGCCGCAGCAAUGCUAAAAGCAGAUAAGAGUCAAUAUCCAAAAUUAUUUGAUACAAUAGUCAGUAGCUCUAUAGAUUCUUUGCAAAGUCAAACAGCUCCCAGGGAGAACAUUUUUGAUGCGCAAAAUUUUGGUUUUAUCCCUAUUGCCAGUCAAAGCUUUCCCCAUCAAGCUAAUAGAAAAUCAGAGUCAGAAUCACACCAAAGACUAACAAAUUCAAAUUCACAACAAAACGUUCGCCCUUUAAGAUAUAAUAUUCAAACUGUACAUGAUGCAAAUUAUAAAGUGUUUAAACCUGAAGAGAAUGAGGAUGGAGUGGAAAUUUUGGAGGCAUUAAAAAAGAAUCCUACGGUUGCAGCUUAUUUUCAGCCAUUAGUUAAUGCUGAAGUUAGUCAUCCUCUACAUUACCGUAGAGAAGAUGCAGUUGAACAAUUUCAAAGUAAUCAGAACUACAAGUCAAAUCCUUAUAUUGCAGGACCAGCUCGUAUUCGACGCUAUACAAGGGGACGAAGCCGAGAUAGUGGGAAAAAGAGAAACGACGAAGAGGAUGAUGAUCCUUAUGGUUAUAGGGCGGAGUAUAUUUCAAUACCAAAAGCUUUUGGAGGAAGCCUGUAUAGUAGUCCUUAUAAAGAAAAGAAAGAUUCUGAUGACAAGUAUGAGUAUCCUUACAAAUAUGAUUCUGGGUAUGACCAUAAAGAAUACGAUAGGAUAAAGGAGCUUUCUGAAAAACAAGCUGCUGAAAUCAGACAGAAUCCUGGAAAUUGUAAGGAAGUCAAAAGGGAUGGUAUGAAAUGUAUGACUUGUAAAGAUCCAAAAACAGGUGGAAAUUAUGAAUCGUGUUCAUAUGAAGCUGAGCCGAAAAAUAAUAAAUAUGCGUAUUCCAAAGAGCGAAAAUUUGACAGCAAUGAUGAACCUGAUGAAAAAGAGGACUCGAGCGAAAAAGCUGAUCAACCAAAUAAGGCAGAAAAAUAUAAAGAAUCACAAGAAGAAACGGCCCCACAAAAGUUUGCGAAAUUAAAGGAAGGUCAGCCAAGCGAGAGCGAUAAUUCAGGAGAAAAAUAUAAAUCAUAUUAUGUACACACCUCAAACCCUAAACCCAGUGCAGCGUUGCGAGCAUCAAGUGAAGAAUCUUCUGCUGAGAGUAAAGAAGCGAAACCAUAUGAUUAUAAAAAAGCUCUUCCCGGAUUUUAUACGGACAAUGAGCCAAAAAAAGACGUAGAAAAUGUUUUAGCAGAAUUUAAAAAGAAAGAUAGAUCGGCAUGUAAAAAAGUUCAUAAAAAUGGUAUGACAUGCUUUCAAUGCCUAGAUAAAUCUGGUCAAAAGCACGAAGAAUGUAUGUUUGUUUCUGAAUCAGCGCCAAAACAAAGUCAUUUAGCAUAUCAAGAAGUUAAAGAAUUUACUUCAAAACCUACAACUCUCGAUAGCGGCAAUGAAGGUGCCGAAAGCAAAACUAUAACAACAAGUACGCCACCAAAACAGAAAUCAGCAGCUUACACAGCUGAACCUAGCAACAACAAAAAAGUAAAACGGAAAAAGGCCUCACAAGCUGCCUUAGUCACCGCUGCUACAAAUCCUGUUGCUCAGACGACAGAAGUUAAAAAUUUAAACAAUAAUCAGAAAAUAAAAAGAAGUCCUGAAACUGAUGAAAAAAUUGAAAGCGACGGCACUAAAAUCGCCCCUCCUGAAGAAUUUGCAGGAGCUGAUUCCAAAGGCGCAUUUUGGGCAGACACGAUGCCACGGUAUAGUUCAGCUUUAGGAGUCACUUUACCCGAAUAUAUGCUUUCGAGAUCUGAACAUGAAAAUUCAUUUGAUGAACUCGUCGCAGGAGCGUAGCUUUGAUAGUUUGUUGAGCAACAGAGUUAAAUAGAGCAUGACGCUUUACAAUAAGUUGUGUUGUGUUACUGAUUAAAUAUAAAAAUUGUCUGUUACAUACAACAUUAAGAUAGUAGAUUAUAAAUCUAAAUUAGUACUGGCUAAUAUUUUUACAAAUUUUAUUAUGUAUUUAGCCAAUUUGUUUAUUUGGUAGAUGCCUUGUUAAUAAGGUAUACAUAUCCAAUGAUU
Colias croceus (clouded yellow) is the source of this 2433-nucleotide messenger RNA. RefSeq lists its product as uncharacterized. The transcript is spliced from 3 exons. NCBI's taxonomy places the organism in Eukaryota, Metazoa, Arthropoda, Insecta, Lepidoptera, Pieridae. The record is from RefSeq and is a predicted model, not a curated record. The coding region runs from base 220 to 2205 and encodes 661 amino acids.